This is a messenger RNA of Beta vulgaris subsp. vulgaris (sugar beet), 1610 nucleotides long. RefSeq names its product mitochondrial uncoupling protein 1. Gene Ontology annotation, molecular function: oxidative phosphorylation uncoupler activity. NCBI's taxonomy places the organism in Eukaryota, Viridiplantae, Streptophyta, Magnoliopsida, Caryophyllales, Amaranthaceae. The record is from RefSeq and is a predicted model, not a curated record. Gene Ontology annotation, cellular component: mitochondrial membrane. The coding region runs from base 254 to 1162 and encodes 302 amino acids. The transcript has 9 exons. Gene Ontology annotation, biological process: mitochondrial transmembrane transport; mitochondrial transport.
CGUGGAUCCGCAUUGCUGCUGAGCUGAUACAGCAAAGCGUGAGCGAGUGCCUUCGUGUUGCACUCAUCCAUCCCUUGGAAAAUGAACUUAAAAAUGGAUUCUCUCUCCAAAUCAAACCAGACUAACUCCUUUUCCUCUAUCGGAAUAUUUGAACCCUAGUAUACCACAUUACCACCUCUUUCAUUUUACUUUACUUUUCUCUGCUAUCUCUGUCUCUGUCUCUCUCCAUUAUAAUCCCUUCGACCCUGCCUUGAUGUCUCCAUCGCCCGAUCCAAAGUCUAACAUCUCCUUUCCUGGAACUUUAGCUAGCAGUGCUUUUGCUGCUUGCUUUGCUGAGAUUUGUACAAUCCCCUUAGACACUGCCAAAGUCAGGCUACAGCUUCAGAAAAAAGUGGUUGGAGAUGCAAUACCACAAUAUCGAGGUAUGUUAGGUACAGUGGCCACCAUUGGCAGAGAAGAAGGGAUAGCAUCACUCUGGAAAGGAAUUGUUCCAGGAUUGCAUCGUCAAUGCUUGUUUGGUGGUCUACGAAUAGGGUUGUAUGAACCUGUUAAGACAUUCUAUGUGGGUAAAGACCAUGUUGGUGACGUUCCCUUGUCCAAGAAAAUACUUGCUGCACUUACAACUGGCGCCGUUGGAAUCGCAAUUGCUAAUCCAACUGAUCUUGUAAAAGUUCGGCUUCAAGCUGAGGGGAAAUUGCCUGCUGGUGUGCCUAGGCGCUAUUCUGGAGCAUUAAAUGCCUAUUCAACUAUAGUCAAGCAGGAAGGACUUAAGGCCUUAUGGACUGGCCUUGGGCCAAACGUAGCACGCAAUGCUAUUAUAAAUGCUGCUGAACUGGCUAGUUAUGAUCAAGUGAAGCAGUCCAUUUUAAGGAUACCUGGAUUCACAGACAAUGUUGUCACCCAUAUGUUAGCUGGUCUUGGAGCGGGAUUCUUUGCUGUCUGCAUUGGCUCACCUGUUGAUGUGGUUAAAUCCAGAAUGAUGGGAGAUUCUACAUACAAGAGUACGCUGGAUUGUUUUAUCAAGACCUUAAAGAAUGAUGGUCCUCUUGCAUUUUACAAGGGAUUUAUCCCAAAUUUUGGACGUCUUGGGUCAUGGAAUGUCAUUAUGUUCUUGACUUUGGAACAGGCAAAGAAGGUUGUGCGAAAUUUGGAGUCAUCUUGAGUUAAGGAUUUUGAUAACAUUCUCACUUGCAAUCUCCUGAAAACUUAUUAAAGAGAAAUAAGGCCUUGCUGUCUCAGUCUGAAAGAUGACUUAACUGCAAUAUAUCACAUGGCAUACAUCUGAAGGCUGAAGUAGUAAUGAACUAUACGCAGAUGAAGAGCUUAUAAAUUGUAAAGACAGUCACAAGUAGGAUCUUAUUACUUCAUAAUGUUUCUUCUUCAUCUUGCCUAGCUACUGAAUCCAUUAUUUUGAGUUCUAGCAAAUCACUUUUGCUUCAUAUUAUAACUAUGUAAACAAUAUUGAUAUUUCUGUAAACUGGGUUAGUUGGUGUACCCCAUAUUAUGGAUAUUUGAUCUUGGGCAAACCAAGUGAAAUUACCCAUAAUCGUUCGAUUAUAAUUGAAAAUGUACCUGUCGCCAUUGCUGCAAAGCAGGAUUUGGUUUGGAAA